CACCGUAAAUGCUGGCUUGGCUGCUUGAUAUUUUAUAUGUGUUUUGGUCAUUGGCAUUAUCAGGCUUUAAGCUCCUCGUUACACAGUAUAUCCAUACGGAUUAAUUCCGAAAAAAAUAAUGGCUCCAUAGAAAAUAUAUGCCCAUUCUGUUUCCAGCUCUUCAUGCCUGAUAAUUAUAAAGUUCGCUUAAAACCAAAACUGAAAAUAUCUCCAUCCAUUGAAAGACUUUUAAAAAAAGAAGCAAAGAACCACCGACUCACCUUGAAGCAAACAAGACUUCUGAGGAAAUAUAAACUUGCAAAGAGCAUGCUGAUGGUUACCUGUAGUACGUGUAGCAAAGUCUCUAAGUAUGCUGGUGAAAGCAGACAUCUUCUUGCAAAUGGCCCGGGUACCCCAAAGACCUUACGAGUGAAUGCAUCCACAGAUUUAAGAAUAAGGACACCUGGUUCAAGCAGAAAAACAAACCUUUCUCACAGUGAAGAGAAGCUGAGUUCAAAAGGCAAAAGUCCUGUUUUAACACCAAGAUCCUGUGUGUCGGCACAGUCCUCUCCAGCCACCCCUGCAAAGUCUUCAAAAAAGGGGAAAUUUCAAUUUUCAAAGUUAAAAAUGCUCCUUAGUCAAGAAGAGAGAGAACCAAGUAAAAAGGGCAAUUUGCAAAACUUUCUGUCAUCUCUUGCAUGAAGCUGAAUGAUUUCCAUGCUUUUCACAAAGCAAUAAACAAGAAGUGAGCUAUUCUGUCAAAAACCAGUUUGGGUUGUACAGCUGUCAAAAUAUUUAUUAAAAAGUUGUACUUUUUUUACAUCAUUGUUUUGUACUUUUAAAUCUUCUCCCAACAUUAACUUCAGUAGUUUGCCUUUAAAGUGCAUAUAAAGAAGAUUGAAAAUAAUUAAGGAAAUUAUAUAUAUUGUAAGAGUCAGAUUACCAAAUGGGUGCAGUUGUCUCAGCGUCUAGCAGUGACUCCCUUUACCAGUGGUGCAGUAGCAUUCUUACUUAUAAAUAAGCAGCAUCCUAAUUUCCAAUACUGACAAGUGAAAUCCCAUCUAGAAGCUCAGUCAACUGCAAAAAAAUAAAUCUUUUUUUUUUUUUGCCCAGGACAUUACUGUCAAUGCCUGAUAGGAAUACCAUUAAAGGGGAAGUAUACCCUUUUCAAGAUGAGUUUAGUAAAUAGUGCUUUUGCUGAACAUACAUUUUGCCUAUUGUUUUAAUCAAGCAGUGAAAUAGCUUAAUUAGAUUAAACAAAUAGCACAAGCUCUAUUCAUUACUGGUCCGUACAAUACAUAUUUUAUAAAAGCUGCUGAAAAUGUGCAAGCUUUAAGAAAGAAAUAUAAUUACAUUCUGUGAUAGUAAAAUAUUUUAAAUAUUCAAAAGAAUAGUUUGACUUUACAAUGGCUUUCUACAUGUGACAGCAUGCAAAGAAAAAAAGAAGUCCUACCUUUAAGACAGGAUUAAGUAUACAAUGAUCUACACAGAGAUAAGGAAAUAUUUAGGGACUAACACUAUGGCUGAAACAUUCUACUUACAAAAAUAGGAGCAUGCAAACUGCAUAGACCAGGGGUCCCAGGACCGGAACUAGCGAUAGGCAGAAGAGGCACUUGCAUAUAUCAUUGACAUUGCCCCCGCCGCUGGUCUUUGCACGGCACCCCACCCCCGUGAUGGCAAUGCACAUGUGGCAGUACAGAUUUUCUGCAACCAAAACAUGCCUCUAAGCCAGAAAUUCAAAAAUAAUUAGUUUCUUUGAGACCACAGGGAGCAACAUCCAAGGGGUUGGUGAGCAACACAUUGCUCCCAAGCCAUUGAUGGGGACCACUGGCAUAGACUAUUGACAGUAGUAUUAUUUACCCUCUAGGUAACAAUUAAGCCUGUAGCUAGCCAGCUAGCAUUUUACCAGUUUGUUUUACAUGCCAUUUUGUGAUCUUAAAGUUACGUUGUGUUUUCAGCCCAAAUUUAAAAAAAUUCUGAUGAGUUACCCCCUCAAAAAAAUGACCCAGUGAGAAAGAUUUUUUAUGAGUGCAAAGCUCGUUCUAGCUGUUCCCUUGAAACUGCUGUUGUAAAUGCCAAUUUAGAAAAAGUUUUCCCUUUUCUUUAAAGGACAAAGGAAAGUCACUUGGGGGUGCCAAAAUGUUAGGCACCCCCAAGUGACUUAAAUUGCCUACUUUUUACCCCGGGCUGGUGCCCCUGUUCAGAGAGAACAGCACCAGCCCGGGGUAGCUGCAGCGCUUCCUCCUUCCUGCCUCGUGUGCGCGAGCAUGCGCAGUAGAGUGAAAAAGCAAAACGUUAACAGAGAAGACAGCUUUUCACUCUAAUGCGCAUGCGCCUGCCCAGGGAUUUCGCCGGCAAAACGAAGCAGGAAGGAGGAAACGCUUGUUGUACUGUGAGAAAUGUGUUAGUUUGAGGUCUAACCAGUACAGUCUAGGCCUGUUAAAAUAGAAGAACAACGCAUGCAAAAUACAUGUAGUAUACAUACUGAUAAAUAACCAGCUUAAGCCUGCUGACAGACUGUUAGAAAGUUAAUCUUUCAGCAAAACAGUUAUGUCAGACCCAAGGCCAAGUAACCUUGGAGUUGCUCAAAAAGCGAAAGGUAAUUGUUCUGCAGUGGUCCAGUCGUUUCCUUGAUCUCAUUUCAGCUUAAGUGUGUGGCAUUAUUUGAAAAAUAGGCUGCACAAAUGUCAGCUGAAAAAAUUAACUAAUGCAAUAUCAGUCCUGAGCAGUUUUGUGUCCGGUUUGCAUAGGGUUUCUGAAGUAUGUGGCAUGUAAAGACCCCAAAAUAAAAAUAUUGCAUAUGAA
Molecule: messenger RNA, 2784 nt
Organism: Xenopus tropicalis (tropical clawed frog)
Lineage: Eukaryota; Metazoa; Chordata; Amphibia; Anura; Pipidae
Gene: rmp24
Product: ribonuclease MRP subunit p24
Exons: 5
Coding region: 37-681 (214 amino acids)
Cellular component (GO): nucleus
Source: RefSeq, a predicted model, not a curated record